This is a messenger RNA of Blumeria graminis f. sp. triticale, 1818 nucleotides long. The record is from the annotation of a GenBank genome assembly. NCBI's taxonomy places the organism in Eukaryota, Fungi, Ascomycota, Leotiomycetes, Helotiales, Erysiphaceae.
AUGCUAAUCCGUGGCAUAAAAAGUAGUUGGACAGGCGCAGCGACUGGUACUCGCAGAGGUAUAGGAUGGGAUCCAGAUUCGAUUAGUGACAAAAAGGAACCGCAAGAAGAUGAUACAGAUGGGAGUAUACGCCAUGGUGACGGGAGAAAAGAUAAAAUGGAAGAGAUUGGCCUAGGCUCAUUCAACGAGGGAGAUGAACCACCCGAAGACUUUCAUGUUGAGUUAUCUCUAGAUGAUAGCCCCCCAGCCUUUCAGAAAUUCCGAUCAAUCUCCAAACCAGAAACUCUUAAACAGCCAACAGCGAACAUGAUCGGCCAAAACUUUGCGGGUGCCAUUUCUAGUCCUCCGAGCGCUGUCAAUACGUUACCUACGACACUCUCCACAAUAUCAGAGGAAGUUCCAAAAUACGACAUUUUUUGGGGAUCCCUCUAUUUAAUAUGCUUGGGGGGUACCUUUGCAACUUUUUUUCUAGUUUAUCUGCACACAGAAACACCCACCAAAUUUAUCGGCGAUACGAUAUAUACUACCCUACACGCAUCUUUCUACCUUUUUGCUGUGGAUACGUUAGUCUCUAUUUUUGUCUCCCUCAUAUGGCUUACUUUAUUAAGAUCCUUUGUCCGAACAUUGGUUUACCUGAUAAUAAUUGCCGUUCCUGUCAUUUUAUUCUCAUUCUCUUUGUAUCCAUUCAUUGCUAGCUUUAACAAGACUACAUCUAGUCGCUCAAGCUUAUCGGACAAAGCCAUGAGAUGGCUCUCAAUUAUUCCAGGAGUAUUCACAUUUAUUUGGAUCUACACAGUUUAUCGUGGAAGACGUUCCUUAACAAAAGCAAUUGGUAUUAUAGAAUUUUCAUUGAAAAUUUUGUCUGCAAAUCCAGGGCUUCUUGUUGUAGGGUUUAUAACAUUGGCAAGCGUAAUCAGCUGGACUUGGGUAUGGCUGGUUAUGUUUACAAGAGUCUUUCUUGGUGGGCAGCUAUCAGGCUCACUCAUCAAAUUCAGCAUUGACACAAGCACCUGGUGGCUGGGUGUUUACUUUAUCCUCAUGUAUAUUUGGACCCUAUCAGUGAUAAGUGGACUCCAAAGAUCAAUUACAGCUGCCACUGUUUCGGAAUGGUACUUUCAUCGCAACGUGCAACCAUCAUCGGAUUCGAAGGAGGUAAUUGCGGCAGCUACAUCGCACGCAACUACCACACUCUUUGGAACAAUUUCUCUUUCAACAUUGAUUGCUCUUGUAGUUCGGCUUCCACUGCUGCUACUUCCACAUCGUUUGACAGGGGUGAUAUCCAUGCUCGCGUAUUCUUGGGUUCCGACACCAAUAUCAACUCUCACCAAUCCUCUUACUCUAACCUAUGCUGCAAUCCACUCGCAGUCUCUACAAACAUCUGCUCGAGGCUUGUGCCAAAUGUCAUUUCUUACACCACAUGAUCCCACUACUACUCUAACACCGCAGUCCUUUAAUGCUACAAACCGCCAGGAAUUACCGGUACUAGCCUAUCGCUUCGCAAAACUAAUUCUUCACGCGACUCGUCUAGUAAUGACGGUAGCUUUGGGCUUUGGGGGAUGGGUCACCACCGCCAAGAAACUUCAUCUCACGGUUCCGCAAGACACCGGCUUGCGUGGGAGUGCGUAUGCUUACGUUGUUGGUCUUGUAGCUGGGUUUAUAGGUUGGGGGGUUCUCAGUACAAUAGAGGGAAUCUUGGGUGGAAUUGUGGAUGCGAGCAUUAUUUGCUGGGGCAGUGAGAAGAGCAUGGUGGGUGGAGGUGCAUAUUGUCUUGAAGCAGGGUAUCUCUUUGGGGAAGGGUUUGAACAUAAUCUUCCUUGA